Messenger RNA from Cicer arietinum (chickpea), 822 nucleotides. RefSeq names its product kunitz-type elastase inhibitor BrEI-like. NCBI's taxonomy places the organism in Eukaryota, Viridiplantae, Streptophyta, Magnoliopsida, Fabales, Fabaceae. Gene Ontology annotation, molecular function: endopeptidase inhibitor activity. The record is from RefSeq and is marked provisional.
CAUCCAAGAAAAGAAACAAUGAAAUCUAUUCUUCCACUAUGUUGUUUCCUUUUCCUCUUAGUACUCAACACGAAACCACUACAAGGAGCAGAACCAGAGCCAAUAGUAGACAAACAAGGAAACCCUCUUCAACCAAAUGAAGGUUACUACGUUUGGCCACUUUGGUCUGACUAUGGAGGCAUAACAUUAGGCCAAACAAGAAACAGAACAUGUCCACUCGACGUAAUUCGCAACCCCGACGCUAUCGGUAGCCCAGUCUUCUUCUCCGCAUCAGGUCUUGAUUACAUUCCAACACUCACUGAUUUAACAAUUGAUAUUCCAAUUUUGGGAAGUCCUUGCAAGGAAUCAAAAGUUUGGAAGCUUUCAAAAGUUGGGUCAGGGUUUUGGUUUGUGAGCACUGGUGGUUUAGCUGGUGAUCUUGUUACCAAGUUUAAGAUUGAGAGGCUUGAAGGUGACCAUGCUUAUGAGAUUUAUAGUUUCAAGUUCUGUCCUUCUGUAACUGGUGUUCUUUGUGCUCCUGUUGGGACUUUUGAAGAUGCUGAUGGAACUAAAGUUAUGGCUGUUGGGGAUGGUAUUGAACCUUAUUAUGUUAGGUUUCAGAAGGUUUCUAGUUAUAAGAAUAAAGAUUUGAGCAGUAUUUAAGGUUGAUAGGUUUUUUUGUUGUGUUGUGUAGUGAAGUGUGUUGGGUGGGUUUUUCCCAACAAAGUGGGAUGGUCAUAAUAACAAUAAGGCAUGAAACGAGUGCUUGUCUCUGUUUUUGAGAUUUGCCACUUUGUUUUUCUGGUCAAAAGUGAAAUGAAAUUGAACUUUUUACUCAUACAA